Molecule: messenger RNA, 1841 nt
Organism: Dothidotthia symphoricarpi CBS 119687
Lineage: Eukaryota; Fungi; Ascomycota; Dothideomycetes; Pleosporales; Dothidotthiaceae
Product: glycoside hydrolase family 72 protein
Exons: 5
Coding region: 131-1576 (481 amino acids)
Biological process (GO): fungal-type cell wall (1->3)-beta-D-glucan biosynthetic process
Cellular component (GO): fungal-type cell wall; cytoplasm
Molecular function (GO): 1,3-beta-glucanosyltransferase activity
Source: RefSeq, a predicted model, not a curated record
CCAGGUUUGCUAGCGCGUUUGCUGUCCGAGAUCCGGUUCUUAGUAGGCUUGGUGCUGCGAAAGAUACAAGAGACGCACUCGCCGCCCUCAACCAAAGUCGCGCAAUCCACAGCUCAACUACUCAUUCGCUAUGCCUUCGUUGUUCCGCUCGUUUGCGCUCGCCAGCGCGCUGUUCUCGGCCGCCAACGCCGUAAAUCCGGUUGAGGUUCGCGGGCAGGAGUUUGUUGAUACUGUAACAAACCAGCGUCUGAUGAUCAUUGGUGCCGACUACCAGCCUGGAGGUCAAGGUGCCUACAAGCCACAGAGCGGCGAGGACGCGUUGACCAACGCCGAUGUUUGCUUGCGCGAUGCCGCCGUCAUGCAGAGGCUGGGUGUCAACACGAUUCGUGUGUACAAUGUCUCUCCCACACUCAACCACUCGGAAUGCGUGUCCAUCUUCAACGCCGCUGGGAUUUAUCUAUUAAUUGAUGUCAACUCCCCACUUCCGGGUGAAAGUAUCGAUCGUAGCGCCCCAUGGACUACGUAUAAUUCGAACUACCUUCAACGGGCUUUUGGCAUUAUCGAGAACUUCAAGAAUUUCCCUAACACUCUCGGUUUCUUCGCUGCCAAUGAGGUAAUGAACGAUCUGGCAACCGCCGAAUACAACCCUCAGUAUAUCCGGGCUGUUCAACGCGACUUGAAGAAUUACAUCAAGAACCACGCUGAUCGUACCAUUCCCGUCGGUUACUCCGCUGCUGAUGUACGCGAAAUUCUCCAGGACACAUGGGCGUACAUGCAAUGCGCCCAUGAUGACGACAUGUCGUCCUCUGACUUCUUUGGCUUGAACUCUUACAGCUGGUGUGGCGAGGCCACCUUCCAGACUUCCGGGUACGACGGAUUGGUCAGCAUGUUCAACGAGACUGCAAUCCCUAUCUUCUUCAGUGAAUACGGUUGCAAUGAGGUCAAACCUCGCGUAUUCACCGAGGUUGAGGCGCUAUACAGUGAUCAGAUGAAAGUGCUGUCUGGAGGUCUGGUCUACGAAUACUCUUUCGAAUCGGCAGACUAUGGACUUGUGACCAUCAACUCCAAUGGCUCAGUGAGCCUCCUUCAGGAUUACGACAACCUCCAGGAACGAUUCAACAACAUUGAUUUGAGUGCCCAGACAGCUACAAACUCCGCUUCUGUCAGCAUUACAGCUCCACAGUGCGCUGCCAGCCUCAUCACAGCCCAACAGUUUAGCACCAAUUUCACCAUCCCGGCUGUCUGCCCAGGCUGCCAGACACUCAUCACGAACGGCAUCAGCUCACCCUCGAACGGCGCGCUUGUUUCUGUUACUCAGAGGACAGUCAGCCAAGAGGUCUACGGCUCAUCUGGCGGCAAAAUUCAGAACUUGGAAUUGUCGGUACUCUCAAACAACGGAGUAAAUAGCCCCGGUGGUGAAACUACCAGCCCCUCCGCCACCGGAUCUUCUGCCGCAAGCCCCAGCGGCACCGGGUCGGCUGCACAGCCUACCGCGUCCACGACAGGUGCAGCCAACAGCCUGAGUAGCAGCAUGUGGCUGUGGAUGGCCUUACUGACGGUUAUGAUACUGCAAUAGGCGACCUUCAGCUCUCUAUCUUCGUGUUGUUUUCAAAGCGAACAGCAACUGCAGAUUUACAGGCUGAGCGAUGGGCUGACGUGGUAUGACACGAUAUGAUGUACGACCGAUAUUGACCGGACUUUGGUCUCUUUCUGUACAUAUUUGGGAUGCUAUAUACCCGCUUCUGUCUUUGCGUAUCCUUUAGCGUGGAGUUAGUCCAGCUUUGCAUGAUGAUAAUGAUUUGAAUUGGUGAUAUCGAUCGUGGUCUGUUUUGAAUGUGUCU